GCCAGCGAUUCCCUCCAUCAACCCUUGUGUUUCUGAGCCCGAUCUCCGGGCUCUGUCUUCUCUCUCUUCUGAAGAUCUGCCGUUUGGGUUUGCAGAGUUCAGCCUUUCUUUUCCUUCAGUUGUUGCAAGACCUAACUUCCCUCCACUCCGCUUUCCCUUUGCUGCAAUGUGCUUAAAAACUAGCCGCACCUCACUUAUUUACAUUUCUUGUGGGGUGGGGAUGGAAAAUCGCUUUCCUGGCUCUCUAUGCAAACAAAUCACGGUGCUCUCAGCUCCAGGGUUGCGGCGGCCACCUGCUUGCCGGGAGGCGUGAGUGUGGUUGGAUUAGAGGCUGUUGUGGGGCGAACCGAGAGCCAUUUAAUGGUAGCGGUUUCUGCCAGAAGCUAUCUCUAGGCUCCGGUGUUAUCUUUUGGGGAAUUAGAACAGAGGAGAUCCGCCACUGUGUCUCCCAUUUUCCAGUCUCUCCGGGAGAUGGGGAAAUUAGGACUCUAUCUAAGAACUAGGCUUUCUCCAUCGCCCUCGCGUCUUCUCUGGACUGUAGAAAAAUGCUUCCGGUUUAGACUACGGAAUGGUCACUCAUUUUUGGCGCCUGAGGCGGGGUUUGUGUGUGUGCGUGUGCCAUAUAUGGAAAAUUGGAACAGCUCACGUGAGAGCUGGAAACCCCUUCCACUUCCUUGUAACUAAAAAGACCUUUGCCGCCUUCUCCAAGCUGUGAUGUGCUCCAGAGAUAUAGGAUUUCAGCUACCAGAUCCUUGCCCAAUAUAGUCCUGUGGGUUGGGGUUUGUGGGAAUGGAAACGCAGGACAUCUGCAGAAUAAUACAGAAUCACCUCUACUUCAAGAGUUUACUGGAUGAUCCAGGAAAGUAAUUAAUAGCAGCAUGCUUCUAGAUCAGCUUGGUUCAGAUGUAGUUGUUCAGGACAAACGAAAACAAUUUCUUCCGCUGUUGUAACUGCUUCACGAUCCAUAAGAGAAGCAAGAUUAUUUAUUAAAUUAAUUUAUACUAACAUAAACCUAUAUUAGCAUUCCAUUUUGAGAUGUGAUGAAGAUGACUUUCUCAAAAGCCUCCUUGUUAAAAAAAAGAUUGCUGCUGUUCCUUGGCUCCUACCCAUACUUUCAAUUCCACAUUUGUCUAAUAAAAGCUUGUGAUUUUUUUUAAGGGUCUCAUAUUUUGAGGAGGGAUCAACAAAAUAUUUUUGUAGGGUGUGGUUAGAUGUUUGGUUGUAAUAUAUUUAAAUUCAGCAAUCCCCAACUUUGUUGGCACCAGGCACCAGUUUCGUGGAAGACAUCGAGGAAGGGUGCUUUAUUCCCACUGUUAAUAAAAUACCCUCCAAAUGUUUUGCAUAGUUCUGAUACAAAGAAACCUCUCAAUAGAUGUGGUACCUCUCUCAGACACAGUUCAAUCUAGUUAUAUUCUGAGGUUCAACACAGAAUGACAGAUGUAAUCAAAAAUUUGCACCAUGCCGACAUACUUUUUUUUAAAAAAAAAAUGCUAUGUGUAUUAUUUAAUUAUGCCAUUUGUGUGUGUGUGUAUGCUAAAUAUAACAUUAGCAUGAUAACUUAGUCAUUAACUUUGAAUGAGUUUAAGGAGAAUCAUUUUGGUGUAGUGGUGAAGAUGCUGGCCUAGAAACUAGGAGACUUGAGUUCUAGUCCUGCUUUAGGCAUAAAAACUGGCUGGGUAACUUUGGGAAAUUUACUCUCUUAGCCCAGCUCACUGUGGGGAAAAUAGAAGGAGGAAAGAGUAUUAGAUAUCCUUGCCACCUUGAGUUAUUUAUAAAAGUAAUAAAAUAAUAAAGAUGGGGUUAGCAAGACAAAACCUAUUGCAAAGCUCCUUGCAAUAAUGCCUUAUUGAUACAAAUUCUUUGCAUUAUUUUUAGUGCAAGAUGAAAUCCCCAAAAUUGCACAGAAUAUGCAAUCCUUGCUUGUUCUCGGGACUCAGUACAAAACUUGCCAUAAGGCCAUAAGUCUGGGAGUGAUCCACUGCUCUGCCAUACACUUAAUACAUCCCUUCUGGAGCAGGAUUUUUGUAAUUCUGUUAGAGAAUGAUGUGAUUUGGAGCAUCACGUCCGACAGCCGAUCCAUGCUCCAUAGUAGCUGAAGAUUGUUGAGUAGAGAAGCUGCCUCUCUGAAACAUCAACUUUCUUAAAAGAAAGCAGUUACUUUUUAUGGCCAAAUCUGCAGUCUUUUUUUGGGGGGGGGUGCAGGUUUAUCCCCCCCCCCAUCCCUAGGGAUCACAGUAUUCUAGCAUACAAAUGGAUGGAACAGUGAUUUUCAGCUCCUUUUCUAUAUAGAUGCAGUACUGCAGCUUUUGGUGGUGGAAUUUUAGCUUGGUGAUUGGCACUGAUGAAUGCAUGAAAGUAGAUGCCUAUUUCUGCCUUCACAGAGCAAAAACCCUUUCCCCAAUACAGUGAUCCAGCCCUUAAUAGAAGCCCUAUUCAUUUCAGUUGUAGCCCAGGAAUCAUUCUAAAGUCAGGGUAAUUCUCCUAAUACGUUUAUGCUCGUAGUGGACCUGCAGGCUUGGCUAUGAUACUUUGAAAGACUGGCAGUCUUCUUAUGUCCAUUUUUUGCUGGAGAAAAACGGCUGGAGAUGGCCUACAGUAAUCUACCGGUAGAAUAUUUGAUGUUAUGCAGAAAGGCAAUGUUGUAGUCAUGCUUGGCUGACUUAAUUAAUUCAUUCAUUGUUCUAAUUAUAACCCACUUGCUUCCAGGCAAACCAGCCUGUGGAAUUCCGGGUGUGGUGUCUGCAACUGUUGCCACAAUGUGGUUUUCCCAGACUUGUGGACUCCUUUUUGUUAUCUCUAUCACCAGAGCAAGCCACCUUCUACCCAGGCCACUUUCUCAUUGCAGAGGGCAAACGGCGACCCCUGAGGAUGAAAUGAAAUUUAGAGAAAUAUAUUUUUGUUCUUAAUAGAUUACUGUGCCUUGUCUUUUUCUCCUCCUCUACCCCCCCCCCCCCCCCCACACCCUCCUCUCCAAAACAGGCAUCGUGCUCUGUCUCCUCCAACAGCUGAAGUUAUCUCUUUGCAGUUUUCCUCCAGCCCGGGUCUCAGAACUGCCAUCUCAGGGUAUUUUAAUCCCAUUAUGAGCAAUAGAGAAGCCUGAGUCAGAGGCAUGUUGUGAAAUGAGUGGUCGUGGCCUGACCUGGAAACUGUGUUGCAAUCCCAGAGCUGGAAAAAAAAAAAAGCCUCACGUGAGUCAGGAGCAAGUUGCAGCAAGCCAUCAGGAUGGCAGAGAUUUGAUUUAGGGCUGUGUCUGGCUGGAGCCCUGACAGAGAAACUCGUUUUCUGCUUUCUUGCAUUUGGAGUAUCCAGAGCCUCUUGUGGAAACAGGAGACCAUGUUUCGCAGCGAGGAGAUGUGCUUGGCCCAGCUCUUCUUGCAGUCGGCUUCAUCCUAUGCGUGUGUUAGUGAAUUAGGAGAGCGAGGCCUCGUGGAGUUCCGUGAUCUGAAUCCUCAUGUCAGUGCCUUCCAGCGGCGCUUUGUGGGCGAAUUGCGGCGUUGUGAAGAAAUGGAGAAAACUUUCACUUUUUUGGCCCAGGAAGUGCAGAAAGCUGGACGGUCUUUGGAGCCUCCAGAGGAGAAUCUGCCAGCCCCCUUGGCCCGUGAGGCCCUGCGUAUCCAGGAGCAGUCUGAGACCCUGUCACAGGAGCUGCGGGAGGUGAGCCACAACCGGGAGGCCCUGCUUGGUCAGCUUCAGGAACUGCGAGAGCAUAUUCAGGUGCUGCAGGAGGGCCAGCGUUUCACUGGUCAAUUGCAGGUGCCCCUUGAUUCGCCUGUCCUUUCUCGUGCUUUCUCUGAAAGAGAUCCUCUGCUUGACCCCACCAUGCUACACCGUCCUGACCUCAGAAUCAACUUUGUGGCAGGUGUGAUACAUCCAUGGCGGGUGAAUUCCUUUGAACGGCUGUUGUGGCGUGCGUGCCGUGGAUACCUUGUUCCUCAUUUCACAGAGAUGACAGAGCCAAUUGAAAAUCCAUCCACGGGGGAAAGCAUCACCUGGGUCAUCUUCCUCAUCUCCUACUGGGGUGAUCAGAUUGGGCAGAAAAUCCGUAAGAUCGCCAACUGCUUUCACUGCCACCUGCACCCGUAUCCUGAGAAUGAAGCUGAGCGCAUGGAUACCUUACGUGGGCUGCGAACUCAAGUGGAAGACCUGAACAUUGUAUUGGGCCAGACAGAACAGUACUUGGACCAGGUGCUUCAAAAAGUACUUUUGUUUCUACCUGCAUGGCAAGUCCAGAUCCAGAAGAUGAAGGCUAUCUACUUCAUCCUCAACCAGUGCAGCUUCAGCAUCACUGAUAAAUGCCUCAUUGGGGAGGUCUGGUGCCCUGUCCGUGACCUUCCUGCUGUGCAACUGGCCCUGCGCGAAGGAUCGCAGCGCAGUGGUUCUGGAGUAGAGUCCUUUGUCCACCGGAUUAUCUGCACUGAGAGCCCCCCAACUCUCAUUCGCACCAAUAAAUUCACUGCAGGCUUCCAGAACAUUAUUGAUGCCUAUGGGGUGGCCAGCUAUCAAGAGAUGAACCCAGCUCCUUACACCAUCAUCACUUUCCCUUUCCUCUUUGCCGUCAUGUUUGGGGAUGUUGGCCAUGGACUACUGAUGUUCCUCUUUGCCCUUUGGAUGGUGCUUUUUGAGAACCGGCCUGGAAUGAAGAAGGCGGAAAAUGAGAUCUGGCAGAUGUUCUUUGCGGGCCGCUACCUCAUCCUCUUAAUGGGUGCCUUCUCUAUUUACACUGGUUUCAUCUACAAUGAAUGCUUCAGCAAGGCACUGACUAUCUUCCCCUCUGCUUGGAGUGUUGCUGCUAUGGCCAACAACUCGGACUGGAGCUCGGAAUAUAUCAUAGAAAGCCUUUCUCUAAAUCUGGACCCCAAUGUCACUGGCGUCUUUAAUGGUCCCUACCCUUUUGGGAUAGAUCCGAUCUGGAGUCUGACUAUUAAUCACCUCACCUUUCUAAACUCCUACAAAAUGAAGAUGUCUGUGAUCUUGGGCAUUUUUCACAUGACCUUUGGAGUGUUUGUUGGCAUCUUCAACCACUUCCACUUCAAGCAAAGAUACAAGCUCCUAUUGGUUUUCCUUCCAGAGAUCACUUUCCUUCUGCUGCUUUUUGGCUACCUUGUAAUCCUGAUAUUUUACAAAUGGUUUAUGUAUGAUGCUUCUAACUCCAUGUUCGCCCCUAGCAUUCUCAUCCAAUUCAUUAACAUGUUCCUGUUUUCAGAGAGUGCUGGAAGUCCUCCGCUCUAUAAGCACCAGAAAACAGUGCAGAUGGUAUUGAUGUUGGUGGCUGUGCUCUCUGUCCCCAUCCUGCUGCUGGGGACGCCCUUUUAUCUCUGGCACAAACAUCACCAGAAGGUUCCUAAAUCUCAGCGCAAUCCUUCCACAGCAGGAGAGCGGCAACCUCUGCUGAACUCUCAGGAACGAAAGAGAUCUGUGAACAUUGCUGAAGGUGACAUGGAUCACAUGGAAAGCAACCAGGAGGAGGAAGAGGAGAAGUUUGACUUCAGUGACGUGUUUAUGCAUCAAGCAAUUCACACUAUUGAGUUUUGCCUGGGCUGCAUCUCGAACACGGCCUCUUAUCUGCGUCUCUGGGCUCUCAGCUUGGCCCAUGCACAGCUCUCUGAGGUCCUCUGGACCAUGGUGAUGAAGAAUGGCUUUUUGAUGGGCUACUAUGGCGGGGUUGUCCUUGUUCCCGUCUUUGCUUUCUUUGCAGUAUUGACUGUUGCAAUUUUGCUGGUGAUGGAGGGACUCUCAGCUUUCCUGCACGCCCUACGUCUUCAUUGGGUGGAAUUCCAGAACAAAUUCUAUUCAGGUGCUGGGUACCAGUUCAACCCCUUCACCUUCACCAGUGACAUUUGGAUCUAACAAGAAAAGUGACUGCUUCUCUCCAGAAAAGGAAUAUUUAGUGUGCCGUCCUGAACUAAUGGGCAAAGCUACCACCUUAUGUUGCUUUUUUUUUUUUUGCUGAUUCUUGCUUACCCAUCUACUGGUUGUGACUUCUAUCCAGGCAGAACAUGCACUAGCCUUUAACAACCUGUUAUAAUUAAACCGAGAUCCUGUGCUGACUCACACAUGAAAUAUCAGUAUUUGGGCUGACAUUUUGGAACUGAAGGAACAAUCUUCCAGAUCUGUGUUUUGAAUCAUGCCACAUUGCUUCCAGACCUUUUGAUAAUGUUGCUCCAAUAACCUUCUUAUCUAUGUCUCUGUAACUUGAAAGCUCUGGUGGAAAAGGAAAAUCAGAAUAUAGGAAAUAUUGAAAAGUGGUCCAUUAAGAUUUACUAGAACAUUGUCCAUUUGUAUCACUCAUUUGUUUAAAAAGGGACCGGUUUACUUACUUAAGAUUAGUUGACAAGAGACCUGGCCUAGGCACUUUUUAAAUUGCCUUCUGCAGAUCUGCACUAGAAUUUUACUGGUGUUAAUGUCCAGGUCAGCCUCAGAAAGUUUUAUUUAUGACAAAGAAUUCAGGUUGAUGCUGCAUCUGCCAAAAUAUGAGGUGGAGGCUCUGGGAAGUCCAAGCUGUCAAGACAGGCUUGAUCUAAAGCAAUGCAGUGGACAUGUUGGGGGUUAAUACAGGGAAGUGGAUUGAGAUGACUGUGGCUGUUCUUUCUAUUGAACUCAGUUUACUGGCUGUUAGCAAAACACAUCAAUGGAACGUGGACCAGAGAUGGAGCAAAUGAAAACAGCACCUCUCCCAUGUGGGCCAACUAAGUUUAAUUUUGCCAAAAACAAAAGAGGGAUUCUUGGCAUGAAGUGCACUACAAGUUUCCUUCACAUUGAAGGCAGGGAGGCCUCAAAAAUGCAUCAAAAUCUUGUCACAUCCUCCCAUUAAGAGAAGGACAGUGCAUUCAAUAGGCCAUGUAGAAUUCUGUGCUAAAGACAUUGAAAUCCUUAUCCCUGUGGCACUAACUUGGCAAUAAAAAUAAAACUCGCUGCAUUUUUA
Messenger RNA from Pantherophis guttatus, 6922 nucleotides. The record is from RefSeq and is a predicted model, not a curated record. NCBI's taxonomy places the organism in Eukaryota, Metazoa, Chordata, Lepidosauria, Squamata, Colubridae.